Messenger RNA from Acanthopagrus latus (yellowfin seabream), 2010 nucleotides. Its product is annotated as trafficking protein particle complex subunit 5-like. The record is from RefSeq and is a predicted model, not a curated record. Lineage: Eukaryota; Metazoa; Chordata; Actinopteri; Spariformes; Sparidae. Bases 121 to 687 code for a protein of 188 amino acids. Gene Ontology annotation, cellular component: TRAPPII protein complex; TRAPPI protein complex; TRAPPIII protein complex. Gene Ontology annotation, biological process: endoplasmic reticulum to Golgi vesicle-mediated transport. The transcript is spliced from 3 exons.
CUCCGGUGCAGUAGGGGGCGGUGUGCGCUUCAUGGGAGGUAAUCAAAACAUAAGAAGGCGGAAGAAGAAGAAGAAGAAGAAGAAAACCUGAACAGCAGCUGAUCUAUCUCCAACAAGAAAAUGGACACCCGUUUUACUCGAGGGAAAUCUAACAUCUUGGAGCGACCCCUGACCCGACCAAAGACCGAAGUCAGCGUGAGUGCUUUUGCCCUCCUGUUCUCAGAGAUGGUGCAGUACUGUCAGAGCCGCGUGUACUCCGUGUCCGAGCUGCAGACACGCCUGGCGGACAUGGGCCAGAGCGUCGGAGCCAGCAUGCUGGACGUGCUGGUGCUGAGGGAGAAGAACGGGAAGAGGGAGACCAAACUGCUCAACAUGCUGCUCUUCAUCAAGGUCAACGUGUGGAAGUCUUUGUUUGGGAAGGAAGCAGACAAGCUGGAGCAGGCCAACGAUGACGACAAGACGUAUUACAUCAUAGAAAAGGAGCCACUUAUCAAUGCGUACAUCUCCGUGCCCAAGGAGAACAGCAGCUUGAACUGCGCUGCCUUCACCGCAGGCAUCGUGGAGGCCAUCCUCACACACAGCGGCUUCCCCGCCAAGGUCACCGCCCACUGGCACAAAGGCACCACGCUAAUGAUAAAGUUCAAUGAUUCAGUCAUUGCCAGAGACAAGGCUUUGGAUGGCAGAUAAGGAAGACUGUGGUUAAUUAAUGCAGGUUGAAGAUAAAUCAUCCAGGUCCAUGCUAGUGUUUGUUCCUGACUGAAUUUUCUUGUGGUAUCUUUCGGUGACUUGAUGGAUGACUGCACCAUACUGAGCCACACGUAGAGAGGAAAACAUGCAGCUAGUUGGUUCAGUUGUACAAGUCCUUGUGGAUCAUCUCACUCCUGUUUUACCUCAUGAAGUGACACGAAAUUGUUUACUGAAGAUCACUUUUGAUUUGUAUUUUCAUGUCACAUUUUUCACCACAUUAUUUUGCUGUUUUUCAACAGUAAGUCUCGCAUUUCUUAGGUCACAUUAUAUUUAAACUAAAUAUCUGUAGGUAGAUAAUGUCACGUUAGACUCUGGGAAUUUGUUAACGGGCCUUGUACACUUUUUUUUUUUUUUUUUACAGACUAUUCAAUCAAUCAAUCGAAAACAAUAUCACAAUCAGAAAACAAUCACUAAACAGUGGCCAACAGACGAGUACAUCCCCAGUUUCUAUAAUGUUGAUAAAAAUAGGCAUCACAGUACCUCAGUAAAGAGUAUGAUGUUUUACAGAAGGUCCAGACUCAUGAGACUAUCUCUCAGUGUUUUUUUUUUCUGUUUCAUUCCAGUUCAGCUCCAGCUGCAUUUUUCAUCUCUUUAAAAUAGUUCCAGAAUCGGGGUCGAAGCUACCAUUGACAGCAGUGACAUCUUCUAAUUGUUUUUAUUUCGUUGUAUUUGUAUUUUAAUUUUAUUUUAUCUGUGUGAGAGAGUUAGAAGGGUUGGGGGGAGGGGGUAAUUAGUAACAGACAGAAAGCGAAACAACAGGCCUCAGCACUUUCCUGCCAGGUUUUUAUUCAUAGCAGCAUGAAGAAGGCUUUGAAACACCAUUUAGACGUACAGGUUGGAACAUUUUAAAGGCAUAAUCAAGGCAAGGCUGGGCAAAUUAGUAAAAAAAAUACAGAGCUUUGGGGUUCUGUAAAAUGUAUGUGAGGGCAGAGGCAUCCUGUUGACCAAGUGGUGAAGAUGUAUUACCAUGUAACUGCAAUGGAUAAAAAGAUAGAAUUAAAAGGAAUAGUCAGAAAAAUAGGUUAUUUGGGGAAAUUUGCUUAUUUUUGUUUCCAAAAUGUUGCUCAUAUCUGUGGAUCAAUACUACUUGCAGCCAGUUAGCUUAGCUUGGCAUAAAGAGUGGUAAUGGAGAAACUUCAAUCCUGGCUCUCUCAAAAAAGACUUGAAAAGACAAAAAUGAAGGUUACUUGUGCAAUUGAGUAAGUAAUCUGAUAUUAAAUGUACUUACUGCCAAAGUAAAAUAAUAAAUGUAUAUGUAUACAG